UAGAAAAAGAGAGUAACAAUAUUAGAAAAAGGGUUUGAAUAUGGAGAAUGUUGUGAACACUAAUUCUCCUUCUGCACUCGAGUUAGAACAAGAGCGAAUACCAACAACAACACCCUCUCCUUCUAAUGAAAUUUCAUCUAGAUCAGAAGUAGGAGGAUGGAGAUCCGUUAAAUUUAUCAUUGGUAACGAGUCAUUUGAGAAAUUGGCAUCCAUGAGUUUGAUAUCAAAUCUAACAAUGUACCUUCUCACGAAUUACAACCUUAGUGGUUUAUUCGUAGUUAAUGUUGUCCAAAUUUGGAACGGAUCUUCCAACAUUGCAUCAAUAGUUGGUGCUUUUAUUUCCGAUACUUAUUUGGGCAGGUUCCGGACCCUCCUUUAUGGCUCAAUUUCUUCACUUUUGGGGAUAAUGAUCAUGACACUAACAGCUGGUAUACAUCAAUUGAGACCAAUUACAUGCAAAGACAAAGAUAGACCUCAUUGUCAACAUCCACAAGAUUGGCAGCUAGGUGUUCUAUUUGCAAGUCUUGGACUGUUAUCCAUUGGUGCUGGUGGUAUUAGGCCUUGCAACAUUGCUUUUGGUGCUGAUCAGUUUGACACAACUACAGAAAAGGGAAAGGGACAAUUAGAGAGCUUCUUUAAUUGGUGGUACUUCACUUUCACUAUUGCACUUGUUGUAGCACUCACUGGUGUUGUCUAUAUUCAAACCAAUAUCAGUUGGACCUUAGGAUUCGCGAUACCGACAGUCUGUCUCGCUUUCUCAAUAACUAUUUUUCUGCUAGGCCGUCACACUUACAUUUACAAAAAACCUCAGGGAAGCAUCUUUACAGACAUGGCAAAGGUGAUUGCAGCCGCGUAUAGAAAACGUCGGCUUCAGCCUUCUGAUAGAAGUUUUUAUGAACCUGCUUCUACAUUUGAGGACAACAUUAGGCUAGUUCAGACAAAUAGGUUCAAGUUCUUAGAUAAGGCUGCUAUAAUAGCUGAUCCAAGUGAAUUGAACAAUCAAGGGAUUGCAAAAAAUGGUUGGAGACUUUGUAGUUUGCAACAAGUGGAACACCUCAAAUGCUUGAUUGGAAUUCUACCAAUUUGGGUGACAGGAAUUUGUUGUUUCAUUGUAAUGGAUCAACAAAACACAUUUGGUGUGCUUCAAGUUAUACAGACUGAUAGGUCUAUUGGACCUCACUUUAAGAUUCCACCAGGGUGGAUGAAUUUGACAUCAAUGAUAGCUCUUUCAUUUUGGAUUUACAUUUAUGAGUGUAUCUAUAUUCCUCUAAUGAAGAGAAUCAACAAAAGGGCUACAAGAAUGUCCAUGGUGCAUAGAAUCAGAAUAGGGAUUAUAUUAUCCAUUUUAUGCAUGUUGGUAGCAGCAAUAAUUGAGAAGAAGCGUCGCGACUCGGCCUUGAGACAAAGCUCGUUUAUUUCGCCUGUGAGCUUCGGUUUACUCUUGCCACAAUAUGCACUGUCAGGUCUAAAUGAAGCAUUUGCUGCUGUUGCUAUAAUGGAAUUCUUUACCUUACAAUUGCCAGAGUCUAUGAGGACUGUUGCUGGUGCAAUUUUCUUUCUAAGUUUGUCCAUUGCAAACUACUUAGGUUCCUUAAUUGUCAUGAUUGUUCAUAAAGCAUCAAAUACAGCCAAAAUACCAUGGUUAGGUGGUCCUGAUUUAAAUCACAAUAGACUUGAUUACUAUUAUUAUGUAAUUGCUACCCUUGGAGCUUUGAAUUUUAUCUAUUUUCAUUUCUUUGCUAGCAAUUACUUGAUAUGCAACAAGGGAAAUGAGACAGUUGAGGAGCAACAAGGGAAUUCAAUUGCUGGUUUCAAGGGUGAAUCAUUUGAACAAGAUGAUGAAGAGAAGGUAUAUUAGGCACUAGAUGAAGGGAAACUUGAUCAUACUCUCAUAUGAUGCUAAAGUUUAAAAAUUCCAUAAACUCUACUUCUUUGGAGCUAUGCAUUUACUUAUUGUUAAAUAUAUAUAUUUUUUCAUUAGAGAAGCUCCAUUCUAUUCAGUUUUGGUCUUCUUGUAUAUGGUUAAAAAUCUUUUUUGCCUUGAACACUUUAUGUGACUGUUAGAUGGUAAAUAUUAGUUUAGAGAUUAAAUUUGGUUA
Molecule: messenger RNA, 2099 nt
Organism: Cicer arietinum (chickpea)
Lineage: Eukaryota; Viridiplantae; Streptophyta; Magnoliopsida; Fabales; Fabaceae
Product: protein NRT1/ PTR FAMILY 2.8
Biological process (GO): transmembrane transport
Cellular component (GO): membrane
Molecular function (GO): transmembrane transporter activity
Source: RefSeq, a predicted model, not a curated record